CAGAUACGGUUGUCAUUUUGUAACUCGUUCAUUUGUGUUGAGUAAUUUUUGUACGGAGUCAGUCCAUUUCGAAUCUUUUUUGAAUAUUGAAAGAAUCGGUAAAAAAACCGAUGUUACCAGUCAUGAAACGUGAACGAGAUGAGGAACCAAGUGAAGGCACCAGCAGUAAGAGGUCCAAAAAAGAGAAUACUCCAUCACAAUUGACGAUUGACAAACCCAAAACAGAAAAGAUCGUUUCGGCAUCAGAGCUGAAUACCAUGAUUAUGACUCAACGACAACAGAAUGGUCCAUUGCAAUUGGUACACAUUAUUCAAGAGUGCUUGACGGUCAUUUUCCAGUACUUGGAUUUGAAGGAUCUAUACAACGUGGCUGAAGCAGACAAACAUUUUGUUCCAGUGGUUCGAUCGAUAUUUUCACAGCGAUAUCGACACAAACAACUGGUUCUGAACCUAAGUGAUAUUUCCGCCAACGUUUCAAGCGAUUGCAUCGAAAUUCCAAAAGAGCUAAACACCACCGCCUUUUUCGAGUACUUUGGUUCAGCAAUUUUGAAGCUGAAAGUCAUUGGUAUGGAUUGGUGCCCAAACGAAAUCAAAGAAUCAUUCUUAAAGCAUUGCACCGCAUCGAUUGUUGAAUUGGAGCUUGUAUCGUGUACAUAUUGCUUCAAAGGUGUCGAUCAACCGUUCGAAAAUGUUAAACAUCUCGUUAUAAACGAUAGUACAUUGUGGUCAUUAUGGCCUGACCAAUGGUUUCCAAAUGUAAUCGAAUUACAUUUGAAAUUCAAAUCAAUACAUGCCAACUUUUUGCCCGGACAUUUUCCAAAGAUGACACGGCUGGAUAUUGAUGAUCCGAACAUGAAAAUUCUACCACGCAUCGUUGACAGAAUGAUUCGAAUGAAUCCACAAUUGACAUGUUUGGGAGUGCAACGUGAUUAUGACAUCGAAUUUCUUCGGGUUGCAAGUGAGAGUUUGCCACAUUUGAAACAUUUGGAAUUAUUUGUACCAAAAGAUGGAUUCCGAAGCAGUGGUGAUCAAAAGAUUCAUUUCGAAAAUGUCAAGACAUUUGCAUUGGCAAAAUUACACGAUGCGGACGGAGCGGCUGUUGUGAAUAUGCCAUUUUUGUUCACAAAACUGGAAGAACUGUUCUUUUUCGGUGGAACCGGUUUCAAUGAUGAAGUUUUAAAUUUUAUCAAAGAAAACAAAACGGUCAAAGAACUGAACAUGAUGGCUUUCGAUUUGAAUAGCAUGACCUACAAUGACUUGGUGUUGAUUAUUCGAUCUAUGCCAAAUCUUUCAGCAUUGAUGAUUGAUGCAGUCACAUUCACAACGAAAGAACUGAUACAGCUACUGUGUGACGGUGACGAGUGGAACAUUUCGAAAUUGUUUUUUGCAUUCGAUUUCGAUUCAAAACGACGAAAAUUUCAAUCGAAAGCUUAUAAGUCAAAAAUCGAAAACAAAUGGACGAUUGUAGCCGUUCGGUACAGUAAUUCUCCCAUUUUUGGAUUGGAAUUCAAUAAACUUUGAUUCUUCCAAAGUGGUCGAUCAAAUCACGUUCAUUAUUAUCCGAUUUCACAUUGAGUGCAUUUGUAUAGGAAGAAAAAUUUUUUUUCUGAAGAACCAAAAAUCAUA
This is a messenger RNA of Contarinia nasturtii (swede midge), 1625 nucleotides long. RefSeq lists its product as uncharacterized. The coding region runs from base 111 to 1520 and encodes 469 amino acids. The transcript has 2 exons. Lineage: Eukaryota; Metazoa; Arthropoda; Insecta; Diptera; Cecidomyiidae. Gene Ontology annotation, molecular function: protein binding. The record is from RefSeq and is a predicted model, not a curated record.